CAAGCUGGCAGCCUGAAGGAGGAAAUAUAACUAACAAACAAAAAACAGGAGAAAAGACUGUGUGUGGACAUAGAGCUGUUUAAUACCAGCCACAUGUGGAUCCGACACAGUUCGUACGCUUUGAAAGAUACUUGGGAGUAGUUUUUCCUUACUUUCUGGAGUUACACAAAAGGUGUGAGUGAGAGAAGUGGGACGGUGCGAGCCAUGGGAGGAGCUGCAGGGCUCUCCAUGUAUGGAAUCCAGCUCUGUUCAUAUGGUAAAGAGAAGGUCACAUGGGGCAAUAGUCUUAGAGCAGCGGUGGGGGGGAAAGGGAGGGAAAGGAACAAGGAAAGAGAGUGAAGACACACUGGAGUGGACUUUGGUUUGCCUCAUGCACAGGAGGCGCAACUUUAGAGGACACUGGAUCACUGCAUAAACAGAAAGGAAAUAGAAUCUGAAGGCCAUGUUGUGGUCAAACUAACUUUUUUUUUUUUUUUAUAUCAUUGAGUGGCUCCUCGAGGCCCUCAUUUCCUUUCCUUUGGAGACUUGCUUUUGUUGCUGCCAGGGUGAAAGUUCAGCAACUGGUGUCAUCUUGUUUGUUUUUUUGUUGUUUUUUUGCUGUGAGUCACAGUUUGUUCCGUGGGGAGAAGAGCCAACAUGCCAACCAACUUUACAGUAGUGCCAGUUGAAGAUGCAGAAGGUGGAACCAGCACCAACAACAACAGCAGUAGUAAUGCCGCCGCCGCCGUCACCGCAGCUGGAAGCAGCAAACCUGUCAGCCUGGACCAGAUAUUUGGACAGGGACAGGAAGAGGACAACCUACAAGGACCAGGAGGUGAUGACGAUCAGAAGGAGUCGACUCCAUUCAUCAACUCAGACAAUGAUGGUGAACACUACUAUGAUGGAAAGAACAUGGCCCUGUUUGAGGAGGAGAUGGACAGCGCCCCCAUGGUGUCGUCUCUCCUCAACAAACUGGCAAACUAUACCAACCUGACCCAGGGCGUGAGGGAGCACGAGGAGGCGGAGAAUGAGGAGGGAGUCAGGAGGAUCACUGUCACGGGCCCUCAGAUGGGGACGUUCAUCGGCGUCUACCUGCCGUGCAUGCAGAACAUCCUGGGUGUGAUCCUCUUCCUGCGUCUUACGUGGAUCGUCGGGACGGCCGGAAUCCUGGGAUCCUUCGCCAUCGUGUCCAUGUGCUGCAUCUGUACUUUGCUCACAGCCAUAUCGAUGAGCGCCAUCGCAACCAACGGAGUCGUCCCAGCUGGCGGCUCCUACUACAUGAUCUCCAGGUCUUUGGGUCCAGAGUUCGGAGGAGCCGUGGGUCUCUGUUUCUACCUCGGUACCACCUUCGCUGGGUCCUUGUACAUACUGGGUACCAUCGAGAUUCUACUGACCUACAUCGUCCCAAAGGCGACGGUGUUCCAGGCUGAAAGUAAAGAAACGGAAGGGGCUGCCUUGCUCAAUAACAUGCGAGUCUAUGGAACGUGUUGCCUGGUUCUCAUGGCGCUGGUGGUGUUUGUAGGGGUGAAGUACGUCAACAAACUGGCCCUGGUGUUUCUGUCCUGUGUGGUUCUGUCGAUCUUGGCGACUUACGCAGGAGUCAUCAAGACGCUCAUCGAACCGCCCGAGUUCAAUGUCUGUCUUCUGGGAAACCGCUCGCUAAAGAACGACAACUUUGAAAUUUGCGCGAAAACAAAGGAUGUGAAAAACACCACAGUGAACAUGGAGCUGUGGGCUCUGUUCUGUACCAACAACACCUGCGACGACUACUUUGAGCUCAACAACCUGACGGAGAUCCCGGCCAUACCGGGGCUGCUCAGUGGAGUCAUCAGAGAUAACCUGUGGGGGAACUACGGUCCAGCUCAGACAUUAAUUGAGAAAAGGAACCUGUCUUCAGUCCCAGCUAAGGACGUGACCAAAGACUUCUAUAAACCCUACAUCUUCAGAGACAUCACCACUUAUUUCACACUGCUGGUGGGAAUAUACUUCCCCUCUGUCACAGGUAUAAUGGCUGGAUCAAACAGAUCAGGUGAUCUCAGAGAUGCUCAGAGGUCGAUCCCCAUUGGAACCAUCAUGGCCAUCCUGACCACGUCCUUCAUCUACAUCUCCUUUGUCGUCUUGUUUGGAGCCUGUAUUGAAGGAGUGGUUCUAAGAGACAAGUUUGGAGACUCUGUAAAGAAAAAGCCGGUGAUCGGCGUCCUGGCGUGGCCAUCACCGUGGGUGAUUGUGAUUGGCUCGUUCUUCUCCUGUUGUGGGGCGGGGCUACAGAGUCUCACCGGGGCUCCGCGGCUUCUGCAGGCCAUCGCUCGUGAUGGUAUCGUCCCUUUCCUCCAGGUGUUUGGUCACGGUAAAGCUAACGGCGAACCGACCUGGGGUCUGCUGCUGACCGUUGGGAUCUGCGAGAUCGGAAUCCUCAUCGCGUCCCUCGAUGCCGUGGCCCCCAUCCUCUCCAUGUUCUUCCUCAUGUGUUACCUGUUCGUAAACCUGGCCUGUGCUGUCCAGACUCUGCUGAGAACCCCCAACUGGAGACCCCGCUUCAAGUUCUACCACUGGACUCUGUCGUUCCUGGGGAUGAGUCUGUGUCUUUCGCUCAUGUUCAUCUCCUCGUGGUACUACGCCCUGGUUGCCAUGGUGAUCGCCGGCUGUCUCUACAAGUACAUCGAGUACAGAGGGGCAGUGAAAGAGUGGGGUGACGGUUUCAGAGGUCUGUCCUUGAACGCAGCACGUUACGCUCUCAUUCGCCUGGAGGAAGUUCCAUUACACACCAAAAACUGGAGGCCUCAGCUGUUGGUCAUGUGUAAACUGGACUCCAGCCUGUCCGUCAAACACCCUCGUCUCCUGUCCUUCACCUCGCAGCUCAAAGCAGGGAGGGGUUUGACCAUCGUCUGUUCGGUGCUGGAGGGAACCUUCAUGACCAGAGGGAAGGACGCCAAGACCGGAGAACAGAAUCUAAAGGCGGCCAUGGCCUCGGAGCGGACCAAGGGCUUUUCCCAUGUGGUGGUGUCGUCCAACCUGCGGGAUGGGUUCUCCCUGCUCGUCCAGUCUGCUGGACUAGGAGGAAUGAAACACAACGCAGUCCUGAUGGCCUGGCCCGCAUGGAAACAAGCCCGGGACUCCUCCACCAAAAGAAACUUCAUAGAGACGGUGAGGGAGACCACGUCGGCACACCAGGCUCUACUCGUUGCUAAAAACAUCGACCGUUUCCCCAGCAACCAGGACCGUCUGAAGGAAGGAAACAUCGACGUGUGGUGGAUCGUACACGACGGCGGGCUGCUCAUGCUCCUGCCGUUUCUACUUCGUCAACACAAGGUGUGGAGAAAGUGCAGGAUGAGAAUCUUCACCGUGGCCCAGAUGGACGACAACUCCAUCCAGAUGAAGAAAGACCUCCAGAUGUUCCUCUACCAUCUACGCAUAGACGCCGUGGUAGAAGUGGUGGAAAUGCAUGACAGCGAUAUCUCAGCCUUCACCUACGAGAAGACGCUGGUGAUGGAGCAGAGAUCUCAGAUGUUGAAACAGAUGCAGCUGUCCCGCACUGAAAGGGAACGAGAGAUUCAGAGCAUCACAGAUGUGUCGCGUGGUUCCAUAAAGAGGAAGAAGUCAUCAGGCGUCGAAGCCUCUGUCGCCACCCGGAAACCUGUCAUCACAUGCAUACCAGAGGAAGAGGCUCAGCUGAUCCACGACCGCAACACGGCGUCGCAUUCUACGAACGACAAAGCCGCAGGUUCACCACCGGAACGUGUCCACAUGACCUGGACCAAAGACAAACUGGUUCAGGAGAGAAACAGGCACAAAGAAACCCUGGCAGUGAAGGACGUGUUCAACAUGAAACCUGAGUGGGAGAAUCUCAACCAGUCCAACGUGCGGCGGAUGCACACGGCCGUGAAGCUGAAUGAAGUGGUUCGCAUGAAAUCCCAGGAGUCCCAGCUGGUCCUGCUCAACAUGCCCGGACCCCCGAAAAACAAGAAAGGGGACGAGAACUAUAUGGAGUUCCUGGAGGUUCUGAUGGAAGGCCUGGACCGGGUGCUGUUGGUGCGUGGAGGAGGUCGGGAGGUUGUUACCAUCUACUCCUAAAGCUGAGGGACUGUUCAUGAUCUGGAAAGAAAUGUUUGGGUGGCGACAGGUUGUGCAGGUUUGAUGGUUUCAAAGUGGAAUAUGGACUGAAGAUG
Molecule: messenger RNA, 4145 nt
Organism: Sphaeramia orbicularis (orbiculate cardinalfish)
Lineage: Eukaryota; Metazoa; Chordata; Actinopteri; Kurtiformes; Apogonidae
Product: solute carrier family 12 member 7-like
Exons: 27
Coding region: 637-4050 (1137 amino acids)
Biological process (GO): potassium ion import across plasma membrane; chemical synaptic transmission; potassium ion homeostasis
Cellular component (GO): plasma membrane
Molecular function (GO): potassium:chloride symporter activity
Source: RefSeq, a predicted model, not a curated record